AUGGAUGACGAAUAUUUAAGUUUCGAGGAGGAAGAUUAUUGCUACUCUGAAUCCGAUGAUCAUGAUCAGGAGGGUUGCGACGAGGAAGAGUCGGGUUUGCAACACUCUAGAAAACCUACGAGCCAGGUGAUCACGAAGGAAGCACUUAUAGCAGCGCAGAAGGAUGUUUUGGUUAGGGUUAUGGAAUUUUUAUCAGUUAAGGAGAACCAAGCGAGGAUACUUCUUAUUCAUUACCAAUGGAAGGUUGAUAAGUUGUUCUCUGUGUAUGCUGAUCAAGGCAAAGAUUUUUUGUUUACUUGUGCUGGUCUUACAGUUUGUGACCCUUGCGUAGUUAAUUCGAAGAGGAAGAAGAAGGAGAAGACGAGUAAGAAGACGAGUAAGAAGACGAAGAAGGCGAAGAAGACGAGGAAGUGUGAUAUCUGCAUGGAAGAGGUUUCAUCAAAACAUGCCAUGACAAGAAUGGAGUGUGGUCAUAGGUUUUGCAAUGAUUGUUGGAAGGGACACUUUACUGUGAGGAUUAAUGAAGGUGAGAGCAAAAGGAUUAGAUGUAUGGCUCAUAAAUGCAACGUGAUUUGCGACGAGGAUGUUGUUAGGAGACUAGUUAGUCCGGAGUUGGCUGAGAAGUUUGAUCGUUUCCUCAUUGAGUCGUAUGUCGAAGAUAACAAGAUGGUGAAGUGGUGUCCAAGCACACCGCAUUGCGGGAACGCGAUACAAAAAACGGUAGAUGACGACGACGAUGAGGUUGAGUGUUCAUGUGGACAUCAGUUCUGUUUCAGUUGUCUGAGUGAGUCUCACUCUCCUUGCUCUUGUUUGAUGUGGAAGCUAUGGACUAAAAAGUGUGCAGACGAGUCUGAGACUGUUAAUUGGAUAACAGUUAACACUAAGCUGUGUCCCGAAUGUAGCAAACCAGUUGAAAAGAGGGAUGGGUGCAAUCACAUGACUUGUAUUUGCGGGCAGUGUUUUUGCUGGCUGUGUGGUGAAGCUACUGGAAAGACUCAUAGCUAUCGGAGUAUCGCUGGUCAUAGCNCUUCUUAUUCAUUACCAAUGGAAGGUUGA
Messenger RNA from Camelina sativa (false flax), 1056 nucleotides. The record is from RefSeq and is a predicted model, not a curated record. Lineage: Eukaryota; Viridiplantae; Streptophyta; Magnoliopsida; Brassicales; Brassicaceae.